Molecule: messenger RNA, 1347 nt
Organism: Geodia barretti
Lineage: Eukaryota; Metazoa; Porifera; Demospongiae; Tetractinellida; Geodiidae
Source: the annotation of a GenBank genome assembly
AUGAUUCAAACAGCUUACAAGGAAGCAUAUCGUCCACAGUUCCACUUUACACCGAAAACCAACUGGACCAAUGACCCGAACGGCUUAAUCCACUACAAAGGCGAGUUCCACCUCUUCUUUCAACACAACCCAUCCGGUAUCGACUGGGGCAACAUGACGUGGGGACACGCUGUCAGCACAGACCUCGUCCAUUGGAAGCAACUCUCGCAUGCCAUCCAUCCAGAUGAACUCGGUACAAUCUUCUCCGGUUCUGGUGUCGUAGACUGGAAAAAUACGGGGGGUUUCCAGACAAGCGACGAGGCGGUGCUCGUCAAUUUCUACACAUCUGCAGGCAGCCACGCCCCGAAAGAGGUGCCGUUCACACAAAGUAUCGCUUACAGCAACGAUCGCGGACGGAGUUGGACAAAAUAUGAAGGGAAUCCUGUGAUUGGGCACAAUCGUCGGGACAACCGCGACCCGAAGGUGAUCUGGCACGAACCGACGCAAAAAUGGGUGAUGGCACUCUACCUUGAUCAAAAUGACUACGCCCUGUUCGGUUCGACAAACCUUAAGGAGUGGACACGGUUAUCCGACUUGGAAAUCCCGGAUACAGAAUGCCCUGACAUCUUUGAACUUCCUGUUGAUGGGGAUCCCGAUAAUACCAAAUGGGUUUUCUGGGGUGCGGCGGGGAAAUAUUACGUUGGUAAUUUCGAUGGAACAACCUUUACACCGGAAGGCGACGCACAACGCUCCAACUACGGUGCCAACUUCUAUGCAGCGCAAACGUGGAGCGAUGUGCCAGAAUUCGAUGGCAGACGUAUUCAAAUCGCUUGGAUGAGUGGCAGUAACCCACCGGAUAUGCCCUUUAACCAACAGAUGAGCUUCCCGUGCGAACUAACCCUUCGGACGACUUCAGAGGGUAUACGUCUACACCGAGAACCGGUCGCAGAGAUCGAAAACAUCCACACGUAUACGCACGCGUGGAGCGACCUUCCACUCAAACCGGGUGAAGAUCCGCUUGCAGGAUUGACAGGUGAGUUGUUCGAUAUCCGUGCGGAAAUAGCCCUGAACGAUGCCACCGCCAUUGGUUUCAAAAUUCGUGGGCAGGAUGUCCGUUACGAUGUUGCAUCUCAGGAACUAACAUUCUUAGAAAAGAGCGGACCCCUCGCGCCACGAAAUGGGAAAAUCCGCUUGCAAAUUUUAGUCGACCGUAUCUCUAUCGAAGCAUUUGGAAAUGACGGUGAACUCUCAAUGACGUCCUAUUUUCUCCCAGAUCUGGACAACGCGGACAUCGGAAUCUAUGCGGCGGGAAGUCCAGCGACAUUGGUAUCACUGAAAGUGCACGAGUUAAGAUCUUCGUGGGCGUAA